Brassicogethes aeneus is the source of this 2403-nucleotide messenger RNA. Lineage: Eukaryota; Metazoa; Arthropoda; Insecta; Coleoptera; Nitidulidae. The record is from the annotation of a GenBank genome assembly.
UAAAACUCCGCCACAAGCCUUGUUGAGAAGUGUUGGAGUUAAGAGAUCAAUCCAGCUGACACCAAAAGCUCGGAAACUUUAUGAAACAGCCUCUAAAUUAUCGAGCACUGUGAGAUCUUUGCGAAAACGAGGAUCCUAAGUACUAGACCAUCUUACAAAUCCCCUAAAUAACACUGUGGCUACAUUUGUUCGUAGCCAGAUCCUGUUGGCUAAUAAAGCACCCAAAGGAAGAAGGUACUCUCUGGACGAUAAGGUUUUAGGUCUAGUUCUCCAAAAACAGAGUGGUAAAGCUUUCAAAACUUUUUCAAAGAUGUUUUGCCUUCCAUCCAGGAAAACUUCGAUGGAACUUUUAAAUAGAAUUCCCAUCAAUGCUGUGAUAAAUGAAACCAUUUUUAAAAAUUUGAAAGCAAAUGUCAGUUCACUUCGUCCGCGAGACCGAUGUUGUACAUUUAUGUUUGAUGAGAUGGCUUUAGAAGCUCAUAUUGAUCUAAAUCGUACAACAUCGCGGUUUGAAGGAUUUGAGGAUUUGGGGGAAACUUCGAGCGGCCUUAUAGCAGACCAUGUGCAAUUGUUUAUGAUAAGAGGUAUAACAAAAAGUUGGAAGCAGCCACUUGCAUAUGCUUUUUGUCAAAGUACUACUAAAACCAUGGACUUAGUGAGGUUGCUAAAAACAGUUAUCACUGAAGUACAGAAAACUGGCCUGCAAGUUGUUGCUACCGUUAGCGACCAAGGGUCCACAAAUUCGGCAGCCAUAAACUACCUAAAUAGGCAGUUUGAACAAAAAAAUAACUUUUCAAGUGACUUAAAAAUUUUUGAAGUCAAUGGACAACAAAUUGUUCAUGUUUUUGAUUGCCCCCAUCUUUUAAAGGGGAUAAGAAAUAACUUGGUCUUAAAAAAUUUAAUAUGGCAAAUUGAUGGAACCAAAUAUGAGGCCAAGUGGGACCACAUUAUCAAGGCCUAUAAAUGACAACUCAUCUGGAGACCUCAGGUCAAUGCCAAGGCUGACAGAUUGUCAUAUUUAUCCCAAAAAAAAUGAAAAAGAUGAAAGUGUCCUACGCAACACAGGUAUUGAGCCACUCGGUUGCUUCUUUCAUCAGUUUACUUUCAAGGACUCAAAUAAUAGGUGGAAUAGAAGAACAACAAAAGGCAACAGAUACAGCAACAAUUUUAAAAAUUUUUGACUCUUUGUUUGAUAGUGUGAAUGGAAGCACACUAUAUGAACAAAGAGGAAAAAAAUUAAAAUGUGCAGUUAGUGCUGGACCUGGGCACAUUGAAUUUUGGAGAGAUGCCAGGAACCACCUUAAAAAUAUGUACUAUGUUAAACCCAAUAGUAGUGAGAGGAUUAUUCCCCCCUCAAUUAAGAAUUGGAUAUCAACCUUGGCUUCCCUGGAGGAGAUACAUAACAUUUUAAGUAGAAAGAAUAUAACAUUUUUCAGGCCCAGAAUGAUAAACCAAGAUCCUGUCGAAAUUUUUUUUAGCCAAGUUCGACAACAUGCCGGUCGUAAUUCUAAUCCGACCAUACAUAAUUUUAAGAAUUAUUUUAAGACCUUGCUAAUAAACAACUUCACAGCAAGGCAUUCACUAUCAGCAAAUUGUGAGGAUGAUGAUAGUUCUCAUAUCAUUUCUUCUGUAAGGCAAUUUGUAACUAUGGGUGUGCCUGAAGAGAUGGAUAUGGACAUUGAGGAAUAUGAAAAACUCAUGUCUGGAAUCUCUUUACCAACAGGUACUACAAAAAAAUAUAUUGACCAAAUUAGUAUUGGCUAUGUUAGUGGUUUUAUUUAAAAAAAAAUAAAACAACUAAAACAUGUAUAAUUUGUAAAUGUAACAUUAUCUGCCAAGAAAAAAAUCAAUGGCAUGAUCUAUGUAGUGUAAAAGAGUAUGCAAGCAAUGUGCCAAAUAAAUUAAGAUAUUGUACUCCUAACUUUAUAGAUGCUAUUUUAAAAUUUUUAAAAUAUUUAAAGCACUUGUUAAUACUUUAUACAAUCAUUCUUUUUUUUAUAAAAUUUUGGAAAAAACAUUACUAAAUAAUGUAAAUUUUAAUUUUACUUACUGUGAGCAUUCAAAUGAUGUAAGAAAAAUUGCCAUCAAACACUUUGAAUUUUUGUGUUGCCAAAAUUGGGCUUUAGGUAUUAAUAGGGUACUGUCAGGAAAAGAGUCCAGAAGUAAAACUAAUCAUGUAGUGUACACACAGGCACAUAAAUAUUACGAGAAAAGGCUAAAAAAAAAGCCAUAGUUAAUUUUUAUCAAUCCCGAUUUUUUUGGAUUUCAUUAUGUUAUGUUAUUGUUUAAACUUAAUUUAAGUAGUUGUACACUGUCCCUUUAAAAUGUUUUGACCAUCCCUAACAUGAUUAUGCAUUUUUUGUGAUCAUUUUAAAACAUAUAUUGGUGUUAUACAAGAUGGUU